CGUUACUUCGCGGAUUUUUAGACGUGUUUCAACUUGUUGAGUUUUGGCAGCCGAUGGGUAUAUAAAGGCUGGAUUUCCCCCAAACAAGUCAUUCAAUCGCCGAAUGCUCGAGAAAAACAAAAGCCAUCUGAAAUUAUGGAAGCCCAGACAAGUAUGGAAUAUGGAAGAACAGCCAAAAGGCAGAGGAUCGAAUAUGGUUGUAGUGACUGUGGUCAAACCUUUGCACACAAAUAAAGUUUAAACCGUCACAAGAAGACGGCCCAUGGAAGUCCGAAGCUAACUUGCAGUCAAUGCAAAAUGACAUUCACGAGAAGAGAUAACCUGCAUCGUCAUUUAAAGACACAUUUACAACAGGGGGUGCUAAUGAAAGUACUCCACGAGGGACACCUGCCACUGAACCAACACCCACUCAACAAGAACCUGUCGAGCCACCGUGUGACCUUCAAGCCCUAGGAGGCACUAUGCAGGUUCAUACCAUCCCAGGAGAGGGUAUACAGAAAUACGACCCCAUGACAUACCUGAAGGGAAAGUACGACGAGGUCAAGAAGGUGUUGAAGCAAGCCAUCAAAGAUCGAGGUGGGCUAAAGUGGUACCUGACCAUUAAAAUAAAGAUGAGCAGGCGGAAAGGUGAGGUGGUGGAAACGGUGGAACCCCAUUUUAGAGGCAAGUGUCAAACGUCUCUUAAAUUUGAAGACCCGGAUGAAGGGAUGAAGGAAUCGAUUAAAAAGAUCUAUACUUCUUUCAUCGAAUUCCAAAGGCAGGGUAGCAACUGGACUGUGGAUAAGGUGGUAGACCUCACCAUUCACAUGGCCCGAUACAGACCACUUCGAGGCUCGAGUUACACACCCCUCCCCAUCAAAUUGAGAUCUAAGCAUGCCAUCAUCAAUGUUCAGAAUCGGGACCAGAAGUGUUUCAUGUGGUCGGUCCUGGCAGCAUUACACCCAGUCAAGCGCAAUCCACACAGGGUCAACCACUAUUUCAAUCUCAUCAAUAGUAUAAAUUUGACAGGCGUUUCUUUCCCCGUUAAACUGGUCGAUAUUCCCCGGUUUGAAAACCAAAACCAAAUUUCCAUAAAUGUUUUCGGGUACGAAAAGGGAGACGUUUACCCACUCCACGUGACUAAACGACGCUUUGAAAGGCACGUGGACCUGUUGAUGAUCGCCAACAGUAAAACGUCGCACUUUUGCUGGAUCAAAGACUUGAACCGGCUACUAUUUGAUAAAAAAAACACGCCCAUAGGUACCAUUAUUGUCCUUACUGUCUACAGGGAUUCACGAAACAGGCAGUGUUGGAUGAUCAUUUGAUUUAUUGUCAGACACAUGGUCCGCAGAAGGUUGACAUGCCCAAAGAGGAAGACAAAUGGCUAUAUUAUAAGAAUGUAAAAAAACAACUCCAAGUUCCCUACAUCGUCUAUGCCGAUUUCGAAUGCCUCCAAGUGCCCAUCAUAGGAUGUGCUAAAGACCCCGCGUCAUCUUCUACAGAGAAAAUGACCAAACACGUCCCAUCGGGGUUUGCCUACAAAGUGGUCGGCUUGUCACCCGAGCAUUGCAAACCACUUGUCACCUACAGAGGAUUAGAUGCCACCGACAAAUGUGUCGAGUGCAUGGUCAAAGAACAAGAGGACAUAGAACAGAAAUUUAAAUGGUGUGAGUCAAUGGUGAUCACGGGACGAGAUUGGCAGUCAUUCAAAACGGCCACACACUGUCACAUAUGCAAUGAGCCAUUAGAUCUUAAGCCAGUCAGAGACCACUGUCACAUCACUGGGAAGUUCAGGGGUGCAGCCCACAGCGAAUGCAACCUCAACUAUAAAUUCACUGGUCGCAUUCCCGUCGUCUUUCACAAUUUACGUGGUUACGACAGUCAUCUCAUCAUGCAGGCCAUAGGAAAAAUUCAGAGUAAACCCAUUAGCUGCAUUCCCAACAACAUGGAAAAAUACAUAUCUUUCAGUCUAGGGUGCAUGGGUUUUAUCGAUUCCUUUCAGUUUAUGAACUUUUCCUUGGAGAAACUCGUAAACAAUCUGGCCAAGGAAGGACCUUCUAAGUUCAACAACAUGACCCAACAUUUCGGCGCAGAUCAACUGGCCCUUCUAUUGAGAAAGCAGGUCUACCCCUACGAGUACUUUGAUUUAGAAGACAAAUUCAUAGAGACCCAACUCCCACACAAAGAAGCCUUUCGAAGUUCCUUAACCGAUGAAGACAUAAGUGACGAGGACAAUGCUCAUGCUCAAAAAGUGUGGGAGGAAUUUCGCAUCCGAGACCUCGGUCAGUACCACGAUCUGUACGUUUCAACAGGCAUAUGUCUGAGCUACUAUGGACUCGACCCAGCUCAUUUCUACACGUCUCCGGGUCUGGCAUGGCAGGCGGCACUAAAGAUGACGAGUGUGAAACUCGAACUUCUCACCGACAUCAAUAUGCAUCUCUUUAUAGAAAAGGGACUUAGGGGUGGAAUUUCCAUGAUAUCCCAUCGCCAUGCCAAAGCUAACAACGACCAGGUCCCAAACUACGACCCUGAUCUUCCCAAUACAUAUAUCGCUUAUCUGGAUGCCAAUAACCUAUAUGGCUGGGCCAUGUCACAAGCACUUCCAGUGUCUGGAUUCAAGUGGCUGGAUGAUCUCCAGGUAAACGUGACCGAGGUACCUGACGAUGCAACUAAAGGCUACAUUUUAGAAGUCGACCUGGACUAUCCCCAAGAACUGCACGACCUUCACAACGAAUAUCCUCUUGCUCCAGAGAAACUGACGGUGACCGAAGACAUGCUUUCUCCCUAUGCUUCCCAUCUUCUGAAAGAGCUAGACAUGAGUGGCGUUUCAACAGAGAAACUGAUCCCAAACUUGAAACGCAAGGAGAAAUAUGUAGUGCAUUACCGAAAUUUGAAAUUAUAUCUUUCACUGGGCAUGAAACUGACCAAGAUCCAUCGAGUGUUGGCCUUUGAACAAAGCCCAUGGUUGAAGGCCUACAUCGAUUUUAAUACAGACAGGCGCAAACGUGCCCAAAAUUAUUUUGAAAAAGAUUUCUUCAAACUGAUGAACAACUCUGUAUUUGGCAAGACGAUGGAGAACUUGAGGAAGCACGUGGACGUGAAAUUGGUCAACAGUCAAAAGAGAGCUGGCAAGUUCAUCGCCAAACCCACUUUUCAUGCCUUUCGUAUUUUCAACAACGAUCUGGUGGCCAUCCACAUGCAGAAGCAACGGUUGAUUUUGAACAGACCGAUCUAUGUGGGUUUCGUCAUUCUGGACAUUUCAAAAAUAUUGAUGUAUGACUUUCACUAUAACUAUAUCAAGACCAAAUAUGCGUCCAAAGCCCAGCUCCUGUUCACAGACACCGAUUCGUUGUGCUAUAGCAUCCGGACAGAUUACAUCUACCAAGACAUGUUAAAUGACAAUGACCUGUUUGACACUUCAGAGUACCCCACUGACCACACCCUGUAGAGUACCGAGAACAAGAAAGUACUGGGCAAAAUGAAGGAUGAGACUCGUGGAAUCCUCAUCCGGGAGUUUGUGGGUUUAAAAUCCAAAAUGUAUUCACUCAUUUUUGAGGAGAAAGGUGAGCUGGUGGAAAAGAAAAUGGCCAAAGGAAUCAAGAAGAGUGUUAUUAAAAAUCAUACUAAACACCAACACUAUAAACAGUGUCUCUUCAAUAAAGUCGACUAUGACCCAGAUCCGAAGCUAUCAACACGAGUUGUAUAACAUCAAACUCAACAAACUGGGACUGUCGCCAUUUGAUGACAAGAGGUAUCUCCUUGACGAUGGUAUAACCAGUCUCAGUUAUGGCCACUGGAGAAUUUCUCAGAAUGCCUGAAAACUAUAAAUAGGGGUAAACACGUUAAUACCAAGUCAUUUGUGACUUGUCUAUCAAGCUGUCAACAUCAUGGGGAAGAGCUCCUGUCCCGAGUGUGGAAGGUUGUUUACCAGAGAAGAUAAUAUGAGGAGACAUAGAUCUUCUUUUCACUUAUCUCCUCCUCCUCCUCCUCCUCCUCCACCUCCUCCUCCACCUCCACCUCCUCCACCUCCUCCUCCUCCUCCUCCUCCUCCUCCACCACCACCACCACCUCCUCCUCCUCCUCCACCACCAC
Gigantopelta aegis is the source of this 4071-nucleotide messenger RNA. RefSeq lists its product as uncharacterized. Bases 1340 to 3427 code for a protein of 695 amino acids. Lineage: Eukaryota; Metazoa; Mollusca; Gastropoda; Neomphalida; Peltospiridae. The transcript has 2 exons. The record is from RefSeq and is a predicted model, not a curated record.